AUGUCAGGCUCUGAAAUUAAAAGCGACAAGACAAUAAAAUCCGAGUCAUCUGACGAAGACACAUUCAAAUCUAAUUUAUCGGGAUCGUCGUCGUUUACGUCAGUUAAAUUAAAUAUGGCCGUGAAUACCAAAGCACCCCAGUUCAGCACGAAGAAUUCGAAACUGUGGUUUGCGCAGGUCGAAGCGCAAUUUUCAACGCACCAGGUAACAACCGAACGCGCCAAAUUUGACCUGGUGAUUCUAUUGCUCGACGCUCACGUCGCCGCAGAAGUAGAUUGGCUAAUUCUCGAGCCCCCUACGACAACUCCGUACAACGAUCUCAAGACGACUCUGAUAAAAUGCUUUACGAGAUCCGAAGAAACACGAAUUACUCAGCUCCUCGACAGAGAGAGACUUGGCGACCGGACUCCUUUGCAAUAUCUACGUCAUCUACGUACAUUAGUACCCGGUAUUGAUGACGCCAUCAUUAAAGCAGGUUGGUUUUCCUAUAUGCCAAAUGAGAUUCAAGUAUGCCUUGAAGCUAUCAGCGACUCAACGCUUGACAAGCUUGCCGAGUCAGCUGAUCGUAUGGUUGAGCAUAUAUUGCUCAAACCCCAAGUUGCCGCUGCUACAGCGAAUUAA
Microplitis demolitor is the source of this 621-nucleotide messenger RNA. RefSeq lists its product as uncharacterized. The transcript has a single exon. The coding region runs from base 1 to 621 and encodes 206 amino acids. The record is from RefSeq and is a predicted model, not a curated record. NCBI's taxonomy places the organism in Eukaryota, Metazoa, Arthropoda, Insecta, Hymenoptera, Braconidae.